Molecule: messenger RNA, 1603 nt
Organism: Stereum hirsutum FP-91666 SS1
Lineage: Eukaryota; Fungi; Basidiomycota; Agaricomycetes; Russulales; Stereaceae
Product: Sodium/hydrogen exchanger
Exons: 8
Coding region: 6-1550 (514 amino acids)
Biological process (GO): proton transmembrane transport
Cellular component (GO): membrane
Molecular function (GO): antiporter activity
Source: RefSeq, a predicted model, not a curated record
CCGAGAUGUCGUCCUCAGUUCUCGGUGUCAUAUAUGAGGAGCCAACGCUCCCUGUUCUCCUCACGCUCAGCUCCUUUCUAUAUCUACUCCAAGUCUCGAGAUACAUAGCAGAUGCCCUUCUCUCUGCAGGUCUUCUCGGGGAGAUCGCUCUCGGUGUAAUUUACGGCUCUCCACUUUCGGGAAUAUUGGAGCAUAGCUGGGAGGAGACAUGGUUGGUGGUCGGAUAUUGGGGCUUGGUACUCAUUGUCUUCGAAGGGGGGUUAGACUUUGAUGCACGACUAUUUCUAUCUUGUCUACCACUCGCCACCAUCGCUGCGUUUACCGGAGUACUGCUUCCAAUGGCACUCUCUUUUGCGGUUCUGUCCGGUGUAUUCAAAUACUCAGCAUUGCAUGCAUUUUCAUGUGGAGCCGCGCUAGCGUCUGACUCUCUCGGGACGACAUUCUCCAUCCUUCGUGCCCAGUCAGACAGUUUCGACGUUAUGUCCACUCGGAUCGGCAGCGUCAUUAUGGGCGCGGCUCUCGUUGACGAUGUCAUCGCCCUCGUCUUGCUCUCAGUCAUAGAUGGGCUUGGCCAUGACAUUACCACGAGUCUCGGCUGGACGAUCGGACGCCCCAUAGUCGCGAGUGUUGCUCUGGCAGUCCUUGGUCCAGCCGUUACUUACCUUUUCGCUCGACCCCUAUAUAGGCGGUUCAUAGAGAAACACAUCAUACGGCUAGGUGGAAAUACGGCCCUGUCGCUUGGGCUAUGUGUCCUGUCUGCACAUUUAGCCAUUGCAUAUUAUGCAGGCUCGACGGUAUUACUCGGUUCCUUCCUUUCGGGCGUGAUGCUUUCAGUAUUACCGAGUGAUCCUGAGAGUGAAUCAUAUCGUAGCAUCUUCCACAGGAUGGUCGGGCCCGUUCACAAGCACAUAUUUUCGCCUCUAUUCUUCGCCUCAAUCGGGUAUUCAAUACCAUUUUUAGAUCUUUUCACCAUCACUCGUUUCUGGCAAGGACUCGUCUUUGCAAUUUUCAUGACUAUAGGCAAACUCGUCGUAGGAUUUUGGAUCCCUAUUGCUGAAAUACGCGUCCGCCGCAGGUCUAGCUCGGUAUUUACAAAGACGGACUCUGUCGGCUCCCAAGACGUCAGCUUGACGGAGAAGGGUGCGGACAAGACCUCGAGGAUUGUGGCGGGAAGAUGGACCAUAGAAUGGCCCACUAAGUCGUCCAUUGCGCCAGCGAUGAUGCUUUCUACUGCUAUGGUGGCGAGAGGAGAAAUAGGAAUCCUCAUCCUUCAAGUUGGAUAUGCUUCCUCCCUCGUACCCACCGGUUUGACUGUUAUAUCAGAGGACGUAUACCUCAUUGGCAUAUGGGCCGUUCUAAUCUGCACUAUAAUCGGUCCGAUCACAUUUUCAUCCGUUAUUCGGCGCUCAGUCAGCACGGACGACCGAAGGGAAGUGCUGAUUAGAAGUCGAUGGGGCCAGGGGAUUGGAUACGAGCAUUCUGGAGAAGACGUAGAUAAUCACGGUGUGACAGAGGCGCAUCGAGGAGGAGAUAUGACGGAUGUGGUAUGAACAGCUCCCGUAUACUUUGUCUUUAUGUUGCGAGAAUGUAAUAUUGAAGUCCC